AUGUCUUGCAUGAUAUACAAGCCCAUUAUCGCCACGGCCUCUAUCUACACGGUCAUGGGGAUACCUCCGCCGCCCCCUCCGCCCCCACCUCCGCCCCCCUGCUAUUGGGUUUCAUUUGCGCGUGUCUUGGGACGCAGGAAGGGUCUUUACUCGACCGACUCCUGCCCGUGUUCCGUUAGCCUGGGGAAGGCAAUGACGGAUAUUGAGGAAAUCACCAAGUGGCUCUACGGCACAGCUCAGCCAUCGGUACCAAACAGCGUACUAUCUUCGGAAAUUGAGGACGCUAUCCUCCGCAAGCCCGCCGAUGCGACGCCUGCCGGGCAUGCUUCGCAGUCGGAGACAGCCACUGGACUAGUAGUCAUGGCUCCACGCCCCACCAAACCUGCCAGUUACGAUUUUGGCGUCCCAAUCAUCGCCGAACCACUACCUCCUCUCGAUGACAUCCCCGAAAUACCUGACGAAGAUAUUCUGUCGGGUGCCCCACCCAUCGCGCUGGACGGAAGCGUCAAUCCCGAGCUAUGGGCGCCCUCAGAGGUCGAAGCAGAGAUCAUGCCGCCCCUCAUUCCCGCCAAGGCCACUUCGCGGGCGCAGGGUCGACGCUCUAGCCAAGCCGAGGUAGAGAAGGCUUUGGUGUCUCUGUACAUGUCGCACAGGAACGCAAAACGACCAUCCACGCUGGGGCCCACCCCUUUUCCCACUAUACUCGAAGACGUGGAGUGGCCCAACACUGCCGCGUUCGCUAUGGCUCGUACGCCGAAGUCGAAGAGGAGAGCAGGAGGUAGAGGGCGUCCCAAGACACGCCGUGGAGAUGAGAAUGCAGUUAUGUUCGGAACCCUCAGUCGAGAAGAACGCGCGACACCCAAGUAUGGCCGCGCGCACGUCACAUCGUUCGCAUCUCUUGCGGGUUCGCCUCUCCACUAG
Molecule: messenger RNA, 921 nt
Organism: Trametes versicolor FP-101664 SS1
Lineage: Eukaryota; Fungi; Basidiomycota; Agaricomycetes; Polyporales; Polyporaceae
Exons: 4
Coding region: 1-921 (306 amino acids)
Source: RefSeq, a predicted model, not a curated record